Messenger RNA from Alexandromys fortis (reed vole), 2959 nucleotides. It is a transcript of the gene Ttc22, whose product is annotated as tetratricopeptide repeat domain 22. Gene Ontology annotation, molecular function: protein binding. Bases 537 to 2240 code for a protein of 567 amino acids. The transcript is spliced from 7 exons. NCBI's taxonomy places the organism in Eukaryota, Metazoa, Chordata, Mammalia, Rodentia, Cricetidae. The record is from RefSeq and is a predicted model, not a curated record.
AAAAAGACUGGAGGGCAGUGGCCUGCUGUGUUCUGUGGAAGGACACACUACAAGCGCUAGAAUGAAGGACGCUUGCACGGCUGGAAGGGCCUGUCCUGACAGCUCUGUGUGGAGGGCGGAGCAGUACCAAUUGAGGAAGGAUCUGGCCGGCCUCGGCAACCUGAGGUACCAGGUCUCCUUAGGCAUGCCCUGGUUCUGUGACCUUGGCCAGCACCUUUCUCUUCUGAACCUAUUUCUUCGUCUGCUGAGUAGUCAAAAUCUGCCUUUGCCACUCAACAAGUUGGUGAGCCUUGCAUUUGGACCACACCUGUUUUUCAGGCACACCUGCUUGUGCAAUGCUGAUGUCUAGCAGCGAAAGCGGAAACACCUACAGGGCGAGUCCUCGGCCGGCUCUAGGAGCCACCCACUCGCAAGAGGUGCCCAGGACUGUCCUGCGGUCGUGCGGGGCUCCCUCACAGCCGCCCCUCAUCCACUGUCCUCCGCAGCCUUGGGAGCUACUUGGGAGCUAGGAGGGGCCAGGGCAGCCCAGGGGCACCAUGAUGGAGCCCGGGACCGAGGAUCUGGACACCCUCAUCGACGAACUGGACUACCUGCCCGGCCACUUUCAUUUGGAGAUGCAGCUCAACUUUGAGCCGCGCUCACCGGUUCAGCUACGCGCCCGGGAUCUGAAGCUCCAAAGGGAGGGUCUGCGGCAGGAGCUGGAGCUGGUGGCCACCCCGCAGCUGCCUGCCGUGCGUCACCUCCUGGGAACCUUUUCUUUUUAUCUGGAUGAGCUGGACGAGGCCCGCAAGCGUUUCCUGGAGGUGGCCCGCGAAGACCCUGGGAACCUCAAUGCCUGGGCCAAUCUGGCACACGUCUACGGGCAGCUGGGCCAGGAGGAAGAGGAGGAGGCGUGCGCCGCGCGACUGGCCGGCCUCAUGGGCCUGGCAGGGGACCCCGAGGAUUCAGGAGACCCACGGCUCCGCGCUGCCCGCUGCCUGGCAGAGCAGGGAUACGCACACGGCUUCGACGUGGGCUGUGCCAGCCCAGAGGAGCGUGCCCAGGUGCUGGAGGCGGGUAUCGCACUCUACGACAAGGCGCUGAGCUAUGGGCAGCAGAUCCCAAUAGAAGAGAAAAGGAGCUGGUACUUCACCAUGGCAACGCUCUUCAUCAGGUUGGAUGGCAUCUUGCUAGAGAUGGGCACUGAGGAGCAGAAAAGGCUGCCAGCCUUCAACCGCACCCUGGCCUUGCUCCGGCAAGUCCUCAAGUCCUCAGACUCCCGACACCAAGCUUUGGCCUGGUGCUAUGUCGGCAUGCUGCUGGAGAGGAAGGACACCUUCUUCACCACCCCCAUGGGUGUCCACGAAUGCGGAUACUCAGGGACGGAGCCCCUGGACUGCUUUGGCAAGGCCAUUGAGAUCGCCAAGGACCAACCUCCCAUCCUGAAUCGCCUGGCCAAAAUCUUCCACUUCCUAGGAAAGCAGGAUAUGGCCGUAGGAACCUGCAACAUGGCCCUGGAUGUGCUUAGAGACCCACAGCUCAACUGGCAGGCAUACAGCACCAGGGCCAAGGUUCGAAUCAGAGCCUAUGUCCACGACCUGGAACGGGCCAAAGUGGGGCUCGGGGGCAUGCCAGACAGGAACCACCUGGCCUGUGCCAAAGCUGACCUUGAGGAAGUGAUCAAGGUGCACCCAGGCCUCAGGACCUACCUAGACAUCGGCCAGGUUUACUACUACAUGGGCGUGGAUGCCAUGAGGGAGCUGCUGGCUGUGGAUGAAGCCGCGCUCAACCAGGCGCUGGUCUUCCUGGCGAAGGCUGGCGAGUUGGAGCUAGGAGCCACGCUACCGGAGCUGCAGUUGCUGCGCGGCAAAUGCUUGCGAGUCCAAGGCGAGGAUGCCAACGCUGCGGCCUGCUUCAAGCGUGCAGUGGAACUGGAUGACACGGGAUCCAGCCACACCGAGAGCUUCGGCUGCCUGCUCGAGGCGCUACUGGCUCAGUGGAGCCAGGCACAGCUGAGCGACGGCGAGGUGAGCUGCGAGGUGGACAUCUGGUUGUGCCACGCCAGGAGCAAGUACCCAGCGGCACGCCUGCGCCAGGAGCUGCAGCGUGUGUGGCGCGGCCACACAGAUGAGGUCCUGGGCCUGGCUGGUGCCUUGGUAGCCCAGGGACGGCCGGCACUAGUGCGGCUGCUCUUUGAGACCAUGGAACACGAGGGUGAGGACGCUGGAGGACCGUGCAAAAAUCGAGCAUCCUCCUCCUGAAUCAGGUGCUGAUGCCCUGAUGAGGUCGGAUCCCAAAGAGGCCCCACGUGGAUGACUGAGUUUAGUCAUGGCACUCAAGACAGGCCACCUGGAAGGGUGAGCAGAGCCAAAUGUUUUCUGUGUUGGGUUAUAGUUUAGUCGAAGGCUUGCCUAGCAAGCAUUGAGGCCCUGGGUUCGUUUCCUACACCUGAGGGGUGGGGGGGAAUCAAAGCAGAUUUCCCCCCCCCAUAGAAAUUGUGAAUGGGUAUUUUGAAACAUUUUAUAAAUUUGAAAUACCCAUAGGGCAGGAAAGGGACGCUUGCAGGAAAUUCUGCAGAACAAGGAGUCUGGGAGCAGGCACGAGAGGCCAAUGGAAAACUGCUGCUUGAAGAAAAGAAUUUUACAAACAUGCAGGGAAAAUAGGAUAGUUCAACUCUGACAGAAAAGAUAGCUGUCUCCAAUGUGACGUUCUAUCCCAGAUGUCUGAGUGACUGUCAUUGGAGUCCCAAGGGCCACACUGAAAGUUUAGCUGAGUAGUCUCAAGUUCUCAGCCAGAAAAGUCUAGCUAAAACAGACCAAGGUAGCACUGUGAGUGGGUACCGGCAGGGUUCUGACUUAAGCCCAGGUUUUCAGAACCAGUUCCUAUCUCGCCAUCAGCAUCCAGCAAGCCUUUGCUUUGGUCAGCCUUCCUGGAAGGCAUCCCGAAGUCCCUGAAAUAAAACUCAUCAGAAACACCCUCA